Hyalella azteca is the source of this 5195-nucleotide messenger RNA. Its product is annotated as probable GPI-anchored adhesin-like protein PGA55. The transcript has 9 exons. The record is from RefSeq and is a predicted model, not a curated record. The coding region runs from base 114 to 5033 and encodes 1639 amino acids. NCBI's taxonomy places the organism in Eukaryota, Metazoa, Arthropoda, Malacostraca, Amphipoda, Hyalellidae.
CGUGAGGUGCAGAUGUUAUACAGAGCGCGACUGGAUAACGCCCGACGUGACCGAACAACACGGCCCCAGCACUGCAGCAUCAGAGCCGGCAUGCGGCAGGCAGAGAGCAGAUUAUGGUAGGACAGAGUCGCCCCAGGCGUCGUUUCAGGUUACCAAAAAUUCCCGAAGAAGAGGAAGAAAUUAUUGGACAGGACACGCAGUCGCCAGACGAGGGAGAGCAGAGAGGGCCACAGCCCUCGAACGGGUCCCCUGAAAAUCAACUCAUUGUCGAACUCAGAGUGACAAGAAACAACAUCCAAGCUAAAAACGAAGAAUACACAAGUACCAGCACGGAUAAAGUGCAAGAAAUAACUGAAGAUCCUGUUUACGAGAACAUAGAAAACAUUCGGUUAAGGCAGCGAAAACAAAAAAUCUGUGGUGAAAAGUUGGGUAACAUUAUCGAGUGUGCCACCAACAUAGACAGUAAUGAACUUACAAAAGAAUUCAGUAAAGACUUUGUGGCUUCCGAAGUAUCAAAACCAGUGAUUUGCGAUGGUGAUGAUUGUAAGAGUGAUUGUGUGAAUUACAAACUGAGUAAUUUAGUAAACGUAAUUAAUCAAAAUCCCAUUUCUAGUUUUAUAAAUAACGGGAAAUGCAUUAAAGAUAACGAAGAAAGUGCGAGCAAAUCCCUAACCGAAUACAAGAACUUUCCAGAUGUUAAUAACAACAAGUGUAGAAACGAAUUAAAAACCGAAUAUAAUUACAACGUCAGUACAGAAGAAAACAAUAAAGCGAACAGUGAAGUUAACAACAACGAAACCCCAGAACAAAGCGAAAACGCAACCGAAACAGAGAACCCAAAACUUAAUGAGCGCACAAUAAUAAAUUCGAACGGUAACAGAUCAGUUAUCUCAAAUAAUAGUGAAAAUAACCCAAGUUUGACGACCACCUUCAUGAAAAGUGUUAGGAAGCUCCGACAAGGCAGUUCCAAAAGUAGGAAGCCGAAAGAUAGAGACGACGUAAAGGGCAACAGAAGCGACGACAUCACGCGCGGUGCACAUGUCGCCACGAACACCAGAAGGAUGAAGAUGACCAGCGAACGUUCUGUAUCGUGCGAGACUCUCAUCAUAGAACCCAGUUUACAAGAUUGGGAUGAGUGGGAAGCGAGGGAUCCUUCAACUAUGCCAUCUAUGGUAAGCAGAAGAAAGAUCUUGCAACGCCGCACGCUGGCCCCUAAGCAAACAGACUACGAAGAUAAUGAAAACGGGGGCGUUUCUCAUUGUGCAGGCGAAGAGAAACAUUGCCAACCAGAAGAAAUAUACGCCACGAUGGAUGUCAAUUUCGCAACUGAAGCACACGACGUGAAUGAUCAGAAAGGCAAUAAAAUGAUAAACAAAUGCAAUGGUAACGAGUCUGAUUACAUUCCCAAGAACAAAGUGAUUUUUUCCUCUCCUAAUAGACCGAACAAUAAAGAAAGGUUAAAAUUAUCUCACAAAACUACGGACAAGAAGGAUUCCAGUGGAGUUGUGAGAAAGCAGAAUCUUGAAGAGCAAAAUAGUAAGGGAAUUUUCAAGCAUAUCUCCGCUUCGGGUUCUCCCGACCAAAGUUCGACAAAAUGCGAGCUUUCUGCUAGCGAAAUUGAAGAAGAAGGCUAUGGCAACGUCACGGGACAAGAAGAUGCAGCUUUAGAUGCCAUUUCGCGAAACAAAGACGAUUCUCUGUAUGCUUAUGAAGGCAGGCAGCACUUGUGCCAUUUGCAAGCUCCAAAAGAGGGCCAGGCAGAUACUCUUGACACCGAUUCGUGUGGUUACCAAGAUGAACGCGAAAAAGGUUCACCGGAUUUCGGAGGCGAGACGAAAGAAGUGCUUUGUAGUUUUCAAGGAAAUCACACGAAUAUUGGAUGUCCUCAGGAUGGUAGUUUUGAUGAUCGUUCAGCUAGUGAAUAUGAAAAAAUUGUAGGUUCUUGCGGAUUUCCAAUUAGUUCUAACGGAGAUGGCGGAAAAACAACGGUUUCUGAUAAUCAUGAAGCUGAAACAGAAAACGGUCUGCACCCAGACCAAAAAUGUGAGAAUUCAUACGACUCUCAUGAAUAUGAAACAGUAACCCUAAAAAACGAACACGCUGAAGGAACACUCAAAAAGAACAAAUUUGAGUCAUUGUCAAAUGUCGAUACGUUAUUGAAAAAUAAGAAUAACAGAGCCACAACACCUAAUGAUAUUGUUCAGGGUAACGAUUCGGAUGACGAUAUUUCUUCAGGAAAUUGCAAUCCAGAAACAAAUGACGAGCCCUUGUAUGACGUUAUAGAAAAUGUGCUUCGACCGAAUAUAGAGGAAACAAGUGAUGGAUGCGUCAACUUGCCACCCAAAAAUGAAACGUCGGCGAAAAACUUCAACGAAAGAUCGCCGAAAAGUGAGCAGGAACUGAUGAGAACUGAAGAAGCGUCUGUGAGUAAUGCUGACGUAUCGGUUAGUACUGACGGAAUCGAAACCUCAUUAAGAACUGAUGGCAUGGAGACAAAGACACGAAAUGCAGAAGAUUCAAUGGAUAUUGCUGAAAAUGACAUUAAAAAUCCACACGAGUGUGAUGAGCCAAUUUAUCAAGACCCAGAUGAAUGCAAGAGAGAAAUAACCGAGCAUCCGGCAACGCUAGGAAUCAUGAUUGAGGGCUCAGCUGUGAAUGGUUACAAGGAAGCUCUACAGAACGACGACCUAAUCAUUAUCGAUAAGGAGCGACUAGAAGAGAAACUGGAACCCGAUGACGAUGUGGCAGAGCUGGGCGACCACGGAACACAAGUCACCGAAAAGUUGGACAAACUUGUCAACAACGAAGAACAUGUUGCCGACAAGCUCGUCCGACCAACGAACAAGAUAACGAUUGUUUCUGAGGGAGCUUCGCAACCUCGAUCGAUGAGCAGCGACAACGUGGGAAAAUUUCGGAGUCAUUUCGAAAGCUCGACAGUUAGUGCUCCAGGCACUCUCCGAGGGAAUUGUUCACGUCCAUCACAAACGUCGCUCAUAAAUCCUAGCGUGGAAAUAUGCACGUCAGACGCAACGUGCCAAACCAUUCCUCGGAGACAACUGAACAAAACAACGGCUCCCAAGUCCUGGCUGAAAUCCCUGCAAAUGAAUGACCUAGCACCACAAGUCGAGAACAGACUGCCGUGUCACGUAUUGAGAAUCACCGCAGAGAUCGCCGAGUACCAAAAGCGUUCAGAAGACAUUAAACGAAUGGCUACACGAGCAACAGGGUACAUUGAAAACGAUAACGAAGAUUACGAUUACAUACGGACAAACCGAGGAGAAUUCGGGACACCCACACAUAUGUCAACAUUGUGCAAGGGGGACUCUGAACCAAAUGCUGCUAAAAAUUUGUCGAAUUCUUUAACAAAAACGUCGCAAAGCACAGAGGAUCUAAAAUGCAACACAAAGAUGGCGUCAAACAUCGCAGUGUCAAAGAAAGAAUUCAUGUCGGAGCUGAGCGCCACGCUGCUCAAGCAGAGUUCGGUGUCGGAAAAUUGGCCUCACUCGGAUAACGUUGGACCUUCUUCGUACCUCGCACACUCCAAAAUCUUGGAGAAGCUCAAGCAAUUCAAACAAGGUAGCCACGAUGCCCCUCGUAAAUCCCAGCACAUAGAAUCGGUGACGACAAGUGCCGGCAAAACGGUGCAUUUAAGGAAGCCUGUUUUGGCCAAAGGAUUUAACGUACAGAAAGCUUUGCAGGACAAGCCUAGGGAUUUCCACGUCAGGCAGCAUCGCCCACAAAACAAAUUCUUCAACAGCGAAAUGAGGAUAAGAAGUAAAAGUGAAAGUUACAGCUCGAGCGCAAGCAAGACACAUGCAAGAGAAGGCGGAGGAGACGUGGAAAGCGUUUCGUCUGACACCAGCGACGACAGCGGUGUCUGUAAUGACAGCUCCGUGUCGUCCUCUAAACCCUGCAAGGUUCCGAAAAACCUCGUGACUAAGAGAGCACAAAACAUCAAAGCUGGUGAAAGCGAUGGUUUCUUGAGCACCGUGCCAGACUUCCAAAUGAAAUCUAAUGUCGAGGAUUUCGAUGACAAUAGCGUUAAGUGGAUCGACCCUGAGGUGCUUGCAAAAAUACGUUCGGUGGGCACUACGGUGAUUUUUUUCGGGAAGCGCCAGCCCGUCGCGCAAAAUGCAUCUCCAAAAAGCGACUCCCGUCAUCGCAGAAGUGAUGGCAGGCACGACCUGUGGCAAGUCCGUGAAAAUAGGAAAAACUUUGGAAGUGACUCGAGCAAGAGCCAAAAAUCCAUCAAAAACUAUGACGGAAAUUGGGUUGGCGACGACAGCGACAGAAAACACGAUAAAAGAGAACUCAGCAGCGACGUCACCGACUAUCACUCUGGGACAGUCAGCAAGGUUUCACAGCAAGAUUUAACCUGUAAUAAAAAUAUGAGGACGAGUAUUAAAUUGCUCGAAAAACCCGGUAAUGAAAAUCUCACGCAUGACUCGCUGCAAUCAGGAAAAUUAAUUGGUAUGAAUCACAAUGAAGAACCAAUUUACAGUAACCUGCUAAAUUCGAAACGGAAUGGAUCCGAACCUGCGACCCUCGGGAGCGAAGACGUGAGGAAGCAAUUAGCGUUGGCGCUUAAAUCAGAGCUACGCAAAUGCAACAACCUUGAUGACGAACAUGAUGAUCGAAUUCAAAUGAAUUACCCUUUGAAAUCCCGAGAUUAUUCGAGAUCAGCAAGUCGCUCAGAUCUCAUCAAAUCGGAACGACAGAAGGAGACCGAUGAAGCUGUCUACCAAAAUGGAAAUAGAUCAGAUAUCAAUAAUGGGCUUCAGAAGUGUCGAGAUCAUCGCGAGUCAGCGAAGAUUCUUGGAUCGGAAGAUCAUGCAGGACUGGUGAUCAGUUCAGACACGUGGAAAGGAAGGACAGAUGCCUCAAGCAACGUCAUGAGGAUCAGGGUACGUCAAGAAAGAGAAAUUGAGGAGCGGGAAGCUGUGAUGCAGCUCGCUAGUGAGACCGACACUGAGUCAGGCAGUUCCACAGCGUCCACACCUCGAGUCGUAGGAGUCGUCAGGAAGGAUCAAUAAUGAAACAAAACUGACCACGACAUGAACAUAAGGAUACAAAAAAAACACAUAAGGGUACAAAAUCGGUGUCAAUUCCUUCGUUCAUGUGCGGAUUCCAUGCACACAAACAAUUCAGGGUUAAAAAAUAUAACUCAAUACUCACUGCAGUGAGUGACAGAUAGC